GCUAGGGACUCCACUGCCGACGCAAAUACUUCAUUACGCGCGUGGCUCGUAGGACAGAGAGCAACAGCACUCGCAAGGCCUCGCACUUGCGCUCGAUAUCGGUGACUGAUAGGAUAGUGGCAAGUUACAUUGCGUGUGACUGCCUUAUUUCAGUUUGCGUGGGUUCAGAAGCGCAGACGAGUAGCAGGAAGAAAAAGGCCACUGGGCUCGAGCGCUUUCGGCUGCGACUCUCUUCUGUCGGCUUUAAGAGCCGUCACAAUAUUCAUCCAUCUACCGACAUCACACUGGGCGACGUUGGUCGAGAUGCAAGUGGACGUCUCAUACGCCGAUAGCCCCACUAGCGGCGACACAGGGCCCCUGGCCUACUGGAAUGGAGAAUACGCGCCGCAGCAGGGCCUUCCAUUCGGGGGACCCGCAUUGACGCCUUUCACCAGCAACACAGCGAUGCAUGCCGUCGCAUUCGUCCCGGCGCUCCCUGCGGACCACUACACCAUGAAAGCGUCGACAGGUAGCCCCAUCUCGCCGAGCUCCGCGGCCGCGCGCAUACGCAACUCGGCGUCGUGUCGGCUGAGUAGGCAGGCGGCCGGGCUUCGCGGCGUCCGGAAACGGCCGUGGGGCAUGUGGGCGGCAGAGAUUCGCGACCGCACCUCUGGCAAGCGCCGCUGGCUCGGAACAUUCAACACAGCGGAGGAGGCCGCGCGUGCCUAUGACACCGCCGCUCGCGCCAUCCACGGGCCCGCCGCUAAGUGCAACUUCCCCGAGGGCGAGUGGGGCGAGGAGGAAGACGAGGAGGAGCGGCGCAUGGCUGUUGCCCACAACCGCACCGGAGCAGGUCGGCCCCGAGGCGGCCGCACGCGCGCCGGCCGCACGCCCCGCGCCCGCCAGACCUACGACGACACCGACGAUUGGGAGGACGAGGCCGCGGACGAGGCCGCGGCAGCGGCCCGCGCCGCAGCGGCCGCCGCUCGCCGCCGCGCCGCCAAGGCGGCAGCCGCCGCCAACGCGGCCGCUGCCACGGCCGCGGCUGCCGCUGCCGCCGCCAACGCCAGCCGCGCGGCGCGGCUGCAGGCGCAGCAACAGCGGCUGCAGCAGCAGCAACAGCUGGCGCUGGGCGGCGAGGUCGGCGACAGCUUCGAGGACUGGGAGAUGGGCUUCAUGGAUGCGCACAUGAUGGGCGGCGUGGGCGCCGUCGGUGGCAUGGGCAUGGGCGACGUCGGCGCUUCCGCCGCUGGCGGCACCAGUGACGACCUCGACGUGGAUGUCGAUUACGACGACGGCGGCAUCAUGGGCGGCGCCGGCGGCCUCCACGACGGCGGCGGCAGCGGCGGCGCCGACAGCUACGACAGCGACCAAUACAUUGGGCCGUACGGCGGCGGCGAUGGCGGCGCGGCGGCGGCGCCCGGCAUGCAGCAGCUCCACAUGCAGAUGCACAUGCAGGUGCAGCUGGCGGCGGACUCGUGCCGCGCCGCCGCCCAGAGCGCCCGAUGCAGCGCUACUGCUCAGCUGGCGUUGCAGCUGGCGGCCCAGGGCGUCGACACCAGCUCCCUCUGCCUCGGCGGCGCCGGCGUCGGCAUCGACGCUGGCGCCGACGGCAGCGGCCUGGAGGGCAGCGGCAGUGGGCUGGAGGGCGGCGAGCAUCACGGUGGUGCCGACGGCGGCGUUGACGGCGCGCUGAGUCUGUUGGGCAGCGGCAUCAGCGGCUUCAACGGCCUAGCUGCCGGCGGCGACGAACUCGCGCUGUGUGUUGCCGACGCCUGGCCCGGGGAGGCGGACUCACUGGCGCCGGGGCAGCAGCCCGAGCUCGAGCCGGCGGCGGGGGCGGAGACGCACCUGCAGCUGCAGCUGCACCUGAAGCAGGAGCAUGAGGAGCAGGGCCUGCACGCGCUGGCAACGGGCCAUGCGGCGCUGGGGCCUCAGGCCGCCGCCGGCGCGGGGCUGCUGCGUGACGGCGACUACCUCGCGGGCGCCGGCGACGCCUUUCCCUCGUUCCACGCUUUCUCGGGAGGGUAUGGCGGCGACGCUUGGGACGCGUUCAACGGCGCAGGGGGGCUGGAGGACCUCCACCAGCUCGGCAACCUCGACCAUGACCCCGCCGCCGACAUGUGAUCGAGAUCUUAGCCGUGCGUGUUUCUGUGCCGCGGUUUGUUUCAGUGGACCCGUGUGUCCCUCAGCCGAUGGCCCCUUGUACAAGAAGAGAGCUACACGCGUUUUGUUUUGGAGGCUGUGCCUCGAGCUUUGUAUUGGCAGCCCGCAUUGAUCUGCAGCCUGAACGCGGUGUUGCGCACACCCGACGUAUCAUAAGUGCAAUAGCGCGCCGCGCAGGCGCGCGUGGCGGCAGCGACAGCGGCAAGCGGCGCAGCGCUUUUGUUUGAUGAAACGCAACGACCGACCCUUGAAAGAAUGCAGUCAAGGAGGCUGAAAGCCGGUACUACUUCGAGACAGGCUACGCUGCGCAGUACAUGCCAGGUGUGUCGCGAUGGCGAUGGCGCGGCUUUUGUUUUGCGCGCGCGCGAUUGUGUUUGUUGUGUAUGUCUGCAGCUACAAGCUCGGGCCAGGUCGUUUGAUGCCGGCGUGUAUGCAUGUGUCUGGUAUGCGGGUAGAGCGGACGUUUUGCUGCGCGGUACUUUGGAAGCGCAGUCUUGGAGGGGGUAACAUCGGACACUGCUGGGAGGCUUUGCGGGCGUGGCUUUGCGGGCGUGGGAGGCAUAGCGUACGCGUGGAUUAAUGUGGGUUGCGGUGGGCUCGAACGGCAGGUCGGUGCAUUGAACGGGCGUUCAAACGUGGGCCUGCGUUCCCUUCAUUGAGGCGAAGGUGCACUCAUUUAGCACCUGAUUCCGCCCGGGCGCGGGCCCUGCCUCGCCACCGGCCGCCCGCGGCCCUCUCGCACCCACCUAUUAAAGGGGUAUUAAGCACUGCCCAUUAUUGUCGCAGUGCUGAGGUACACACUAUGUGUAGUACGCGGUUGCAAAGUACAGGCUGGUCAUGGUGACGUUCGCCUUGUGUGUUCACACCGUUUGCGCGUGGCGCCAGGACUCCUUUUUGGCAGAGUUGCAUGCGUAGUUACAGUGAGCGCUUGAUGUCGAGUUGAAUGAUCCUCCUGUCUUGAUUAGGCGGUAGCACGCCCUCCUUGGUUUUGCACAGAGUAUUGGGACGUCCUGGCAGGUCUCGGCUCGGGGUGAAGAUUAAAGGCAUUCCAGGCCCCAGAGCGAGGCAUGUAGAGCCCAUGGACGCGCGUGCAUUUAUUCCGCGUUUUUGGAAACGUGCGUGGCGUCCUGGCGAGGCGAGGAAAGCUGCGAAGUCGCCUGCUGAUGCGGGCCCGCAGCCCUCUGCCGGCUGCCACUGGCUACCCGGAGUGUUGAUGUUUGAUUUGUGUGUGUACGUGUUGUGCAAAUCGGAAGUUGUUUGAGGCGCGCAGGCUGCACAUGCGUUGCUUAUCUUAGCUGUAGCUGGAAGCGUGUGCAAGAAUGUGUUUGGGGAAGAACGUGAUGUUGUGGUGGGCCGCAGACGCGCUGCUCGCGCGGUAGGUUCGGCGCAGCCAACGCGGGACGGGGCCGACCGGUUAAGGACGGGGGUGCCUUCGCUACCGUUGCUUGUGCUGGGCGCGCAUCCUAGCCGAGGGGGUUUUAGAGGAGUGCGGUGGGGGAUGGGCCGGCUCGGUUGCGUCUGGAUGUAUCUCAACAGCCCUGCGCAUGGCAAGUGUGUGCGUCUAGCGAUGUUUGCGCAUGUGUGUAUAGCAUACUGCAAUGGAUAAAGCAGCACACUUUUUGAAGACUUAUAAGUGGCAACAACAGCAGGCUGAAGUGUAGGACACUGGGAGCGCUUUGCAGUAGUUGACGCGCGCGAGAGGCACAUGGCAGCGCACGGUUUAAGAAUAAUGGGGAGGCGUGUGGCCAUGUGGCCCUGUUGCAGAGCGAAGGCGGAGGCGGCGAGCUGCCCAUCCGAACAUGAGGGACUAAGCGCUAAGCUGGGCGCUGAGAGUUUCGCCGUACAUAAAACACAUCUCGCGACGGCUGUUGUGGUGGAUACAGAUACAAGACAGUUCGGCUCAUAAACGUACACUGCCGAUACGGUAACUCGGUUGGCAAUUCAAUUUACGUUACGCUGGUUGUGACUUCUGCUGGGCUUGUCACAUGUUUGCUGGGCACUGUAACCUGGCCCUGCU
Chlamydomonas reinhardtii is the source of this 4162-nucleotide messenger RNA. RefSeq lists its product as uncharacterized. The transcript is spliced from 7 exons. Gene Ontology annotation, biological process: regulation of DNA-templated transcription. Bases 304 to 2106 code for a protein of 600 amino acids. Gene Ontology annotation, molecular function: DNA binding; DNA-binding transcription factor activity. The record is from RefSeq and is a predicted model, not a curated record. NCBI's taxonomy places the organism in Eukaryota, Viridiplantae, Chlorophyta, Chlorophyceae, Chlamydomonadales, Chlamydomonadaceae.